Messenger RNA from Pocillopora meandrina, 9241 nucleotides. NCBI's taxonomy places the organism in Eukaryota, Metazoa, Cnidaria, Anthozoa, Scleractinia, Pocilloporidae. The record is from the annotation of a GenBank genome assembly.
GAUGGAAUGGCGCGCCGUCGAUCGAAGUCAAAUUGUUCUGUACGAGAAGAGUUGUCACAGGAGGAAAUUUUCUGCAAGAUUUAAUUAGUUUCUCGAUCAUGCCUCCAAAGAAGCCAUCUCCUGCAACAAAGAUCACCCCUAAAACUACAACACAAAAGCCUGGUACAGGCAGAGGUAUUUCAGGUAAGAAAACAAGCACAACAGCAGUGAAACCAGGAGCGGCUGGAAGCAAGGGGAACACUACAAAGAAGGGCAGCACGUCUCCCAAAAAAACACUAGUCAAAGGCAAGGAGAACACCGCAGUAUCAAAGGUAUGACUGGGUUGGUGCAGAUCCCAAAUUUAUCUAGGGUGUCUCCAUGGUGACAAGUAAGCUUUACAUUCUGUAUAAAAUACUGGUGUAUUAUGAGAAUGUCUUGAUGUUCUAAACAAAUAAGUUAGAUCAAUUAACAAAAGUAGCUUAUAACCUUAGUUCAUAAGCUUCUAUUAACAUAGAAAAUCCUUUUUUUUCGGAUGUAUUUCAACAUGAUCACGUUUUUUAUUGAUGAUAGUAAUAGUUACCAAAAAGGAAACAAAAUUUGAAAGGGUUGGACAGAAUAAAGUUAAGGGAGCUAGCCAAUAAUACCUUUCUUCUCCCCUGCUCAAUAUAUCAAGUUACUUAUUUUUUAAAAAUUAGCUGGUCUAUCCUUUUGAUAGCUAAGGAGUUAUAAUAUAAAUAACAGUUGCGGGAUAAACUAUAUGGUAAUGAAUUUGAAUUCAAACAGCUGCUUUUCUCUUUGCCUCAACAUAAAUAGAUCUAUGAUAAAUCACAUAAUUUUAUUAGACACAAGGUAAGAAGUGGACAAAGCAAGAUGAGUCUGCAGUAAUUAUUCAGAAAUAUGUCAGGAGACACUUGGCCAAAAAGGAAAUGGUGAAAAGGAAAAAAGCUAGGCAAGAAUAUGAAGAGCUGAUGGACAAGAUUCAAAAGGAGGUAGAUCAAAGUAACUUAUCUCCCAAAAAAAAAACAAAAAAAACCUAAAAAAAAAGUAAACAUAACAGUGCACCAGGUUACAUACAAGUAAAGGCAGGACUUUAAAGUUGUAAGUUUCCCCUUUUACAUCUUAGUGGCAUCUUUGGAGUAAGCCAGAUCAUUUUUUCACUUUUCCUUGACAUAGAUAGGGUCACACUGAGUAAACCUCCUUCUUAGCUACGCCUUAGCCUCUAUGUGUGGAGAAUCUGGUUGCUUUCUAAAAUAAUACUUUUGCUGCUCCUAAAAAUUCCAUUCUCUCUGUUGAUCUGAAGACUGUACAACAAAGGACUGGUGCUGACAUUGUGAGUUCACCAAGUUAUCUAAUGACUAUGGCAUUCAACAAAAAUGCAGCAAUGCUCAUAGAGCAAUAUGUUUACUUUUAUGUAGAGUUGUUUCCUGAAUACCAGGGUUUUUCUUUUUUUCACAAUAUCAGCUGACAUUGCUGAAAAGAAGAUGUGGAUUUGGUAUUCAGAUUCCUUGUCAAUCCACAUUGUCCUCUUGACAACAUCUGUGAUUGAUGAGUGAUAAAAGUUGUUGGCAAGGCCUUAGGACCAAUUGAUGAAAUUCACCAGCUGCAAGCUCUUAAGUACAAUCCCUGAACACCAGUUGUAGGAGACAAUGUGGAUCAAAAGGUGGAAGCUUGAGCCCUAUUUAGGUCAUUGUCUUGCAUUCUUGAGCAAGGCACUUGACUCUCAUAGUGCCUAAGUCCUUUCAGGACUAUGAAUGGGUGCAGGUAAACCUCAAGGGAACUUGAUGAACUUUAAGGGGGUUUGCCAGUGAAAGUGUAGCAUUUCAUCCAGGCAGAGAAAUAAUAAUGCCAGUCCCUUCAUACUAACGGACCCCAUUGGACUCCUAAGAUUAAUCCAUUUGAAGUGUUACCAUAUAUAGCUUGAUCUUGUGCAUAUUAUGUGAUUACGCCAGUCAUGAUAGUUGGGAAAGUCCUUUCUUAACCAAAAGUAACAGGUUUUUACUUGAAUGUGUGGCUUAUUAUGUUUCCCCUGUCUUGGUACAGGCAUGGCUGAAGCUGGUUCAGAUAGAGAGAGAAGAAGCUGAAAAAGAAAGAAAAAAGGAAGAGGAAGAGAGAAGAAAGAGAAAAGAAGAGACAAAGAGAAGAACUAGAAUACUUGAGGCUGCAUUUGAUGGUGAUAAUGAUGAGAUUUUAGCUGUGUUGGACGAGGUACUUCCAUCAAUACUGUGUUUUAUCAUGAAUUGGUUCUAUUCCCAUGUAGAGUAACAUUAAGUGGAAAUUAUAUUUAUUUCAAAUUGCUUGAUGACUUAACUCAUAUGCAUGGUAAAUGCUGCAAUCCCCUGUAUGUAGCUAUCUACAUAUUAAAUCUUAAUGAGUUAAAAGUUGAUGUUUGUGUCACUUUCUGUGUUGUAAAAAUUGACCUUAAUGUAAGAGAAGCCAGAAGAUAUUAGCUUUGGUAACUAAACAAUUAAAACUAUGAAGUAAAAAUUUGGACUAAACCCAAAAAUUAUCUAGACGGUUCUCUGGUAUUGGGAACAAAUCACUUAGUUGGAAUAUCUUUGUUCCUUUGACAAAGCUUACUAAAAAAAGCAACACAGUAACUGUAUUUUUUGUUCUCAAAAGAGCCAUGAUGUUCUGUUUUUUUUUUUUCAGGCCUAUGAAGAAGACUCCAAAAGAUCAGACCUAUCUGAACCUGCUCGUCAAUCCCUCAUAGCUAGGCAUCAGAUGGCUCUUGUGGACUGUGAAGAUGCAAACAACAACACCCCUUUGUCAGAAGCAGCAGGAGGAGGCCAUGUGGAGACAAUAAUGCUUCUGAUCCAGCGAGGAGCUGUGCUGAAUUCCAGGGGAAGAUAUCAACGAGUACCACUUUGGCGUGCUGCCUUUGGAGGACAUCUUCAGGCCGUCCAGGUGCGCCACAAAACAUUUUUGCAACAAUGUCUACAACUAAAUAUUUUUCCCUUUCUGAUAUGAUAAAUAUUUAAAUUCUCUCUUUUUUGUUUUUUUUGUUUUUUUGUUUUUUUGUUUAUUCUUGUACAUAAGGAAGGAAGGGAUGCUGUUUGGAUGUAAAACCAGAUUCUCCAAAAAAUGAAAUAGAGAAAUCUAUUAUUAUCACUUGGUAUUGUAACUGCUUCCAGUGAAGCUAAAUGUUACUGUUUCCAAGAAAAGCUGCAAAAUAUUUUCUGGUUAGAUUGAUGCCCUUGUGAUUAGUUCUUUUUAGACAAACUUAUAGUUAGGGUUUCAGUUCAGGAUAAGACCCCAUGUGAUCAAGAUCAUUUUUGAAUAGAAGACAAGUUAGAUCAUAAUCCUUGAUAAAGUAAUCAAGACCUGUGAAAGUUGGUAAGCAAUAACUUGUUUUGUGAUUAUGUUACCUAGCUCUUGGUUGUUGCUCAAAGCGAAACUUAUUGCUUGUUUUUUUACCUUUCUUUUGGUUCUUUUAAUUGCCACAGGCUUGUUUCCAAAAUAGAGAUUAUUCUUAAGCUAUGAUCACAAUACUUAGGUAAUUUCUUCACGUAAUGAUUUCAGUUGACCACGUCAAUAUAAUUAUGCCCCAAGGAAUAGGAAAAGGAAUAAAGAAAGAAAAGAUCUUAGAUUGGCUUGGUGUUUAUCGCAUGCUGCAACCCAGGAAUCGAGUUUCUAAAUCUAGCUUGAAAAGAAACAUUUACAGUAUAGUUAGGUCUCAGGUUUUGAACUUAAGGUUUAACAGAAUUGCUCCUUUGAUCAAUUUGUAACCCUAAAUCAAUUAGUUGUGGUUUCCAGCAUUUUUUUUACCAUCACAACUUAUACUUUCUGGAUGUAAAUUAUCAAAAAAUAUUUAUUUUUUGUGAACCAUGAUAGACCCUUCUUGAGCAUGGUGGUGAUCCUAGGCUCAUAGCAGAUGAUGGCACAAAUGCAAUACAGGUCAGAGAAUGUACUGUGCAACAUAACUUAUAUUGACCAGGUUAGCCCAACUAUAAGAUUACUGUAGUGUAAGUAGAAUUCAAAUUUGCACCUUUCUCUCUUGGUAUGACUUAUCCAAGAAAAAAAUAAAACUGUUCAUAAGUUAACAGUUGCUGCUGGUAAGAAAACCUUGAAAUGAUCAUAUUGGAGGUUGUGAUUACUGACAUGUCAAGUGUUUCCAAAGUUGGAACAUGCACAGGUACUUUUAUAAUGAGCGAACUGUGGAGAGUUACACCAGUACCCUCUUGCCCAACCCACUGUCAUAUAUGUUUUCCUUUGUCAAGUAUAGACGUAAGCUUGAUAUUUUGUAGUUCAUGAAAUUUAAGUUGUUGCACCUGUUUGAGCCCUCUGUCUUCCUUUCACUCCAACCUGAAUGGGGGUAUCCUCAGGUGGCAGCUCUACCAGCUGUUGAACAGGUUUUACAGGAGUGGGACAUUAAGCAAACAGAUGUUUUACUAGAAAAACUGGAAGCUGAUAGAAGUGUUAGACAAGAACAAGAAAGAAAGUUAAGAGAUGCAGAGAACAGUAGGUUUGUAGCUGAGGUUUUCUUGUUAUUACCAGCUGUCUUUUAUCAAUAGUUUUUAAAAUUAUAAACUCAAAUUCAAUUCUCCAGUGUAUCUAAGGAGAGAAGUGUAUCUAAGGAACAAUCAUUGCUACCAGUGCAUGCAUAGGUAGUCAGUUUCUUUAAGAGUUAACAGGGUAAUUUAGUAUUAUCAACUGAGUUGAUAAUGUAAAGUGGCCACUGUAAAAAGUUCAAAAGCUGAUUAAAGUUAGUUUAACUGUAUUCUUCUCAGAUUAAAGUUUAACACUUUUAUGAUUCUUUUGCCAAAUUUCUUAAUUAGACUUGAGAAGGAGUUAAAUAAUGCAGAAAAAGAGAAUCAAGCUCAUCAGAAAGAGGUAUGCCCGCUUAAGAUUAGAUAGAAAGGAAACUUCAAGAGACUUCUGGCUUUCAGAUAGAAAAAUAAAUUGUAUCAAAACUGUAGCUCUCCUGAAAUACAAUAUCAGUGUAAUCAACAUCAAACCUAUUUCCCCUUUUAACUGACUGAAGCUCCAGGAACUGAUUAGCUUGUUACUUCCCCUAACAAUAUCAAUAACAGACUUAGCAGCCAUAAGGUUUUAUUCUCACAAAAUAUGACAAAACUAUUCUCACAAAAAAAUGAAAAAAUUAAGUUUUCUUGACUUAUUUACAAGAAAAUGUCUGGCAGCAAGAUAAGAGAAUGACUAUGAUUUAGAUCUUACAAAGUAAAGGGUUACACAGCUAUACAGAAUAAUAUUUAUAAUGCUCUUGCAAAGAAUUUAGUGAUUUGUUUAGGCAUAAUCUUGAAAUUUAUCUUUCUCAGUUAGCUAAAGCACACUGUGAACUAAACAAAAGAAUUUAUGAACAUGACAAGUGCAUGGCUGAAGGAAAGACUGACAAACAUGAGGUGACUUUGCAGGUAUGUCACAACAGAAUAAACUGUUUAAAAUGGGAUUGAAGGCCCUGCAUGACUCUCCAGUGCAUGUUUUUUAUAGUUUGGGUCUUAGGAGUAUGUCUUUGAGAGAGGGGUGGAUCUCUGUAAAUUUUACCCAGCAAUGGUUGUCAUUAAAUUAAAUGUCAGUUUUUAAAGUUGAUCAGGCCUGUCAACCCCAUUUUGGACAAGUGAAUGAUGUUUUACAUACAAGCAGGGCUGGAAUGACUGGUUUUUAAAGCUGAUAAGUGUCUAUGUCAAAUAAUUUGGUUCCAGAUUAGUUUAAAAGUUUAAGUUUGCAGUCUAAGAUUCUUUUAAUGACCAGUGAAGAUCAUUUUGUCACGUUAAGAAAUUACUUGUAACCAAAUGAAAUGUGUGCUGUAAAUUAGUGACACAUACCAGAAACAUAUAGGUUAUAUGUUUCUGCACAUUCUUAAUAAACUUGACUUGCCUUAUAUUUCAGGCAGUACAUGAUGCUGAGGCAGUGCUUGAACAUGCAAGGAAAAAAGCAGAAGCAUCAAAAGAAGCAUUAGCUCAGGUAAAAUUUAACAUCUCUUACUGAGAACUAGUCAGUGUGUUAAGUUAAAGAGAUGCUGUCCUUACACUGAUAUACCAACCCUAACCCUAACCCUAAGAUAAAUCACUAAAUCUUGUACUGUGGGAAACACAGUGGUAUGACUGUGAAUUGAAAGUUCCAUUUUUGAUCCUCAGUGAGCCAGAUCACUGUCUUGUGUUGCUUUGUAACUUGUGACACUUAAAACUCUCAUUGAUAGUUCCUCACAGCACAAUAAUACUGAUUCAUGUAGUUUGUUCAAGGUCAUCAGAUACUAAACAUGAACCUUUACACAGGUGAAACUUGAACUUAGAGAGCAGCAUAAAAAGGAGGACAACUCUGCAGGUGAAAUAAAUGUUACAAAUAAUUGCCACAAAUUUUUAGUGCAAAUUAAAAGUGGUGAAAUGAAAAAAAAUAUUCACAGACAGUUUAUUGAGAAUCAGAUAUAGUGAAUUAAUUAAAUGUAGGAAAGGACAACAAGAUACAUGCAAACAAGAGUUAUACAAAAAAGAGUACUAGAUUUAGAGUUUGAAUGAAGAAAUUUGAAACAAAAGUGAAUUUCCAGGCAAUGUGUAGUUUUCCCAUCUUUCCUGUAACUUAUACUAAAGUAAGCUUUAAAAAGGUCAAUGCUCAGUUACUUUAUUUAGUCAACGAACAUACUAUGUACAUAUUGAUGGAGUUUGAUCAGGCAAGACAGACUUAAGGCCAUGCCAUACUGACUGAGCACAGGGAGGUCUGUAUAUCAUGCUUGAUUAUCUAGUCUGUAGAGUUUCUAGACUGUAGACAGUCCAGAUAGGUGCAUCUACUGUAGGGAAUGUGGAUAGGUGUUUUUAAUUCACUGUAGAAAAUGUAGAUAACUGUAUUCUGUUGCUAUACGGGGUUGACAAUCAAAUCAAAUGUAGAUGCUUUGCACAGUAAACAGUCUGAGUGUGGAACAUAUUUGGUUUUUUAAUGAAGUAGUACUCAGAGUGACUAUAUGGUGAAGUAGUAUGAAGUACACACCCUUUGAAAAAAAUGUUGACACUUGAAAAAGUGUUCACAAUGAACAGUGAGAACCCUACAGCUCUGAGGAUACACAUAUACAUAAUGACCACCAUUAGCACAUGGUGAAUGAUGGAAGCUAUCCACACUUUCCUGGAAGAAAUUAAUUAUUCUUAAUGAAGGGUUUUCAUGAAUUGUGAGAGAAGUGAAUCACUGAUUAUGUAUCUGCAGGUUAGCAUUUGGGCAAUUAUGCACAUACCUACCAACAGCUAGUUGUAUUUUAACUAUUUUUGUGUGUGUGUAUGUGUUUCUUCCUAUCAGUGUUGUUCUAAGACACAACACCAUUGUAAAAUGAAUUACUGAAAGUACUUUCAAGUAAAGAAAUAUAUUUCCAGAUAUCAGAGGUAGAUCACAUACAAAUUCAAUUACAAUAAAAUACUUAAAGAGCACAGGAGGAUCUAAUUUGGGAUUACUCUUUAUUUAAGCUGACAUAGACGUAAAGGGAACGAAAGUUAUGAUAAAAGACCUUGAUGAUGUAUUGUUCAGAGAUGUUGGUGGCAAGAUUGCUGCAGAUGGAAGGUAGAGCCAAUAAAUGCUGAUGAUUUUUGCUGUUGUUCUUUUUGUAUGUUUGGCUUUAAAUUGUUCAAGCCAGUUUUGUUUUGUUUUUAUUUCUGUUUUUUGUUUCAUGAAAUCAAACUGGUGUGGAAAUUUUACACUGAAAAAAAAAUUGGAAACAUAUCAGACAAUGUGUAUAAACAGGUGCAUUAAAAUAAACUAGCUCUUAAACAAGCUAUGGUUAAGUUUUCUUGUGUAUAUGGCCAUUAUAAUUGUCUAAUUUGUGUUUACAGGUGGCCCCUACUGAUAGAUUCAUCUCCUCAGACCUCCACUUUCUUGCGCUACCGCGACACAAAUUUCUUAAAUGCACUAAAUCCCAAGCAGAUGGAGCCUGAUGUGAUUCGUCUGGCACUCUUAGGAGCUUUGAGGUGAUCAACACAAAUAACUUAUUGUGGUCAAUGAGCAGUGCAUUUAUUGAAGGAUUACCCUAAGAAAUAUGACGCAAAAACUCUGUUUAAGGCCCUGAUAAACACAGUGUCGUAGAAUGAGUGUUAUACUUUUGUAAUAAUUUAUAGUACAAUGUAGGAUUAAAAAGUUGAAUGCUGUUACUUGCUUGUUUACUUGAUAGAUAUGGGAAGCCAGCUGUGCUGGAUAUGAUGGAUGUAGACAUGUUUGAUACUGUCACUAUGGUAUUUGAUGGAGUCCAGAAGGGACUCAUGGCCUCACUCAUGUCUAAAGAGCUUCUGAAAGAUAAUAAGUUAGUAUGAAUGUAGUAUUUGGAGCACAGCUUGUAAUGUCUGUAAGAAAUUACUGUAAAAAUCUAUCAGGUGUAGCCACUAUUAGUCAGUUAUGUAAAAAGUUAUAUUAACUGGGCACACAUAUUCCAUUAUGCUCAACAAUCAGUCACUUUUUCAGAAAUUAAAGACUGGACUUAAAAAUUAAAAAAGGGCUAGUAUUCAACUUUGCUAGUUUUUCAGUGCCUCCAGUCACAAAAUCAAGAUGACUUAAUACAACACUUGAUACCUGUAGCCCUUUUCUCCUCAACAGCAUUUCCUGCUUCAAAACUUUCAAAAAGCACUGAAAUCUCCAUAAACUUACUACCUUUUUUAUUAUUUAGACCCAUCUCUAUGAACAAAAUGUUUACAAUUUGUUUUGCAGAUUUCUAGAACUUGUCCGACCAGAAGAUGGAGAGGAGUACAGUAAGACAAGUUUCUUAGGAGCAAGAAUAGAGAAAUUUAUGUUUAUCAUAAUUACUCAACAAUGGAAUCCAGCAGAACAUUUACUUGAACAGACUUACCCAAUAAGAGUAAUCAUCCCUUCCAGGCCAGAUUUAUAAGAUUCUGUGCUAAACUUGUUUCUUCAUGUAUCACUCACUUCUUCUUCAAUGCAAAUUAAGGGACCCUUUUUACUGCAGGUAACAUGUGGGUGCUUUGUAAAGUACAUAACUUAUAUCAAGCUACUUGCAAGUUAAUAUCAGUGGUGUAUCCAACUAAAAAAGUGGAAUUGCCUAGGACUAAAAUCCUCAUGGUUUUGAUGUCCACAAUCUUUCUCUCACUUCAUGUUUCAAGUAUCAUUCUGUGAUCUGAAUUACUAUUCUAAUAAGCAGUCUCUUAUGAAUAUGGAAAUUCUGGACAUACAGCCCUUCUUUCUUAGUUCUCCUUGCAUACACAAUACCAUGCAUGCGUCCUCAUUCUUAAUGUAGACUUUUAUGUCAAAACUGAAUUGUUCCGAUGAAAUAACAAUAAAAUAAACUGAAUCUUUUGUUUUAGGAUCUUUCAUUGUAACUUGUGGU